This is a messenger RNA of Astyanax mexicanus (Mexican tetra), 1048 nucleotides long. Its product is annotated as protein let-653-like. The record is from RefSeq and is a predicted model, not a curated record. Gene Ontology annotation, cellular component: cell surface. The transcript is spliced from 6 exons. Gene Ontology annotation, molecular function: signaling receptor activity. NCBI's taxonomy places the organism in Eukaryota, Metazoa, Chordata, Actinopteri, Characiformes, Acestrorhamphidae. The coding region runs from base 120 to 902 and encodes 260 amino acids.
CAAAGCCUGUGAUUGGUUAUCUGGGAGAGACCGUCACCAUCAGCUUUUCUUAUCCAGAGGAGUUUCAGACUGAAUACAAACAUCUCUACAAACUGGAUGGUCGAAUUUAUACUGCACUGAUGGACACCAAUCUGUCUCAGAAGGACAGAUUCUCCAUCUCUGAUAACAGAAGAUCUAGAGUUGUCAGUGUGAGAAUCAGUGAUGUGAGAGAAGAAGAUGGAGGAGUUUAUUACUGUGCUGUUGCGGGUGGAGGAGAUGAACUUGGUUAUUAUUCCCUUUUCUCAGAGAUUCAUCUGCAGGUUUCUGCAAGACCAAGACCAAGUGAGAGACCUACAACCAUUCAAACCGGAAAAUCACCAUCUAUAACCUACAAUAGCAAAUCAUCACCACCAGGGAAAACCUCACCUGAUGCUAAUGGCUCAUCCUCCAGAACCCCAUCAGCAAUAUCCACAGCACCACCAGCACCAACAGUGACCCCAUCUGGUAACUUCAUCAUUGUCAUCAUCAUCACUGUGAGCAUCUGUUUGGUUCUGCUGCUGAUUGGAGGAUUAACACUGAUCUGCAAACGGAGAUGCUCCAAGACACAAGGCUCUUACUCAUCAAACUUGGCCAAUAUGGGAGGCAAUGAUCAAGUUUCUCACUCUGCAUCUGACUAUGAAGAAAUUAGAGACAUCAGGCCACAUCUAGACACCCAAACUACUCCACUUUACUCCACAAUCCAACAACCCACCAAUCCCCUGACCACCGUGUACGUCCUCGCACAGCGACCAUCAACCAGUCCUGCUCAAGGAAUCUACAACAUGGUACAGCUUCCUCAACCCUCACCUGAAGCCCAGGGGUACUCUACUGUGAGUUUCCUGAAAAAUCCAGAUUCUGACACUGAUGCCAGUGUUACAUUCUAGUAGCAGCAAAAACCAAGUUGCAAGGCUUUUACAUAACAUCAGCUAACAUGUAUACAUAGUCUAUAUGAGAGCAGUAUGGCUUUUAAAAAUAUGUUAUUUUUACUUUUCUUUUCUUUUGCAAUUUAAAAGGAGAUUAUAACAAAUAU